Saccostrea echinata is the source of this 681-nucleotide messenger RNA. RefSeq names its product ficolin-2-like. The record is from RefSeq and is a predicted model, not a curated record. Bases 1 to 681 code for a protein of 226 amino acids. Lineage: Eukaryota; Metazoa; Mollusca; Bivalvia; Ostreida; Ostreidae. The transcript has 5 exons.
AUGGCUAUCAACUAUAAACUCCGACCUAUAUCCAUUGACUGCCAAGACUGGUAUCUUACCAAAGGAGCUACAUUGUCCGGAAUUUACACUAUACACCCUAUUGGACACACGGCUGUUCAGGUGGACUGUGACAUGGAUACGGAAGAUGGAGGCUGGACUGUAAUAGUAAAGCGAUCGGAUGGGUCUGUGGAUUUUGCCAGGAAUUGGGAAGCAUAUAAAAACGGCUUUGGAAAUACCCCAACAGAGUACUGGAUUGGGAACCAGCUCAUUCACAUUUUGACAAACUACAACUCUGCGUUAUACAUAGUGAUUACUGACACUAAUGACAUAAACUUCUAUGAGAUGUACGAUCAUUUCUCUGUGUCUGAUGAAGAGGAUGGGUUCAGAAUUUUCUUCGGCAAUGCUGUAGGAAACCUCGGAAACUCCAUGAUGUCUACUGAAGAAAAGUUUCAAUUGAAUGGAUCAAGGUUUACCACCGUAGACAUGGACCAGGACAAUUUCCCUGACAACUGUGCCAUGACGUACGGAAGUGGAGGGGGAUGGUGGUACAAUAGCUGUUACAAAGCCCAGCUGACUGGCCCAUACGGUACCGCAGAGUGGGCAUGGCCUUGGUAUCCCGUGUUUAUUGACGGUACAAGCAUCAAAGCUGUCAAAAUGAUGAUAAAGAGAAAGGUGCAAUGA